Molecule: messenger RNA, 2871 nt
Organism: Actinia tenebrosa (Australian red waratah sea anemone)
Lineage: Eukaryota; Metazoa; Cnidaria; Anthozoa; Actiniaria; Actiniidae
Product: anaphase-promoting complex subunit 4-like
Biological process (GO): protein K11-linked ubiquitination; anaphase-promoting complex-dependent catabolic process
Cellular component (GO): anaphase-promoting complex; nuclear periphery
Molecular function (GO): protein binding
Source: RefSeq, a predicted model, not a curated record
AUGGCGGGAAGUUCAGGAUCGUUUCGUCAAUUGAAAGACAAGCCAUGUUCUGCCGAGGUCUCCUGCAUGAAAUGGUCGCCAAAAAUGGAUCUCCUGGCUUUGGUUUCAGCGGAGGGAGAGGUCUGGCUACACCGGCUGUCUUGGAAAAGGGUUUGGUGUGUCCCUGCGAGUGAAGGCAAAGCCGUUCAAAUAGCAUGGAGACCGGACGGUAAGGUCCUGUGCGUGGGGCACCAAGAUGGUACCAUCAAGCUUUUUGACGUAGAGAACGCUGAAUGCAUCCAUACCUGCAGCAUUGGAGAGACUCCUUCCUAUAUGGACUGGAUUGAACAAGUGAAAACUUCGAGUCUAUGCAAAGAUAUAGACAAACAGCCGUUCAAUGUAGACAAAGCAGAGCUACUCCUCCCUACUCUCCCCUCCCUACCCAAAUCUGGAGAGAGUUUAUUCUCAAAGGAUUCCAAUGAGGAGGGGAAUAAAGAUCCUAAGAAACUGUCUUCCUUACCUGAAGAGUUAAGUAUUCUUUGCAUUGGUGACAAGAAAGGUCAAGUCCAUAUUUUUCUUUAUGGCGUGUUCCUGUGUGGGGUGGUGAGCAUGACAAAUACUUUCGAAGACUCAGAAAUCCUAAAUGUCUCAUUUUCAACUAACCUUAAAGUUAUAAGUGCCGUCAUCAAAUCUAUGACCAGCAGUGACCAGCAGGUGCUAUUACUAGAACUAUAUGGCAGCCCUCUACUAAGUUCCCGACAGCACGAACUUUCUGUUGUUUCCAAGAAGAUUGGUACUAUAUUGACGCUGAUGGAGUACUUCAACAAAACAAUAACAUUGAUGUCAGAAGCAUGGGAGGAUAUACUCCUAGAAAUGGACACAAAGUUAACAACCUUUGCAUCUGAAAGACUUUCUGCCGGUUCUUCUGUCAGUGAGGAAUUUUUGACACUUCUUACGAGAGGGACUGCAUCCCCUGAGCUACAAGCAUUCCUUCUUCAUGAAUUAACCGAAAAAGGGCUUAAAAAGUUGGGUCAUAAUAUCGAGAAUUCAUAUUCUAGCAUUCAAGGUUUGGCACUAAAGCAUUUGCAGUGCGUAACACAGGCACUGUUGUUUCACUUGACAGAGAUGAAUGGAAUGGCAAAAUGGUAUGACCAUUUUGGUAUCUUGGGCCUCUCCGAUGAAUCAAUCCAGAAGACUAUAAAGAUGCUUGGAUCUGUGAUGUUAAAGACCAGAGAACUUGUUGAUGUCAUCGAGACAAGUUUGAAAAGUUUCAAAGCCUUCUUCCAAUGGUUGUACUCUGUUAUUCUGAGGCUUUCCGAUGAAGCUGUCCCAAGUUAUGUGAAGCAGUUUAGCCAGCAAGACAUAAUCAUGAUCGCGAACUUCCUUGAGGACCAAUUAAAAGUCAACGACCAAGGCAAAUUCAGUUUAGAAAGAGUAGGGCAAUACUUUGAGAACAAACCACUGACUGAUAUCUCGUCAUACGGAGAUACUCCGUGGACACGGUUUGUAGCAAGUAACCCAGUGUUGAUUAGGAGUCCAUUGAUCAUCACUCAUAACAAGAAUGUCUCUCUUACGACCUUGGCAAAACAGCUACAAGAGAGCAUAGAGAGUGCCUUCGAAAAGUUGGCUGAUACAAUAGGUAAUUCAUUUCAGUGUCAAUCAUCUACUCACUUGGCAGACUGCGACAGCAGUUCAUCAGUUACAGUCUCUCAGUCCACAUCAAAGGCUACAGGGGCUCAGAAUCUAGUCUUUGGGGCUGGUAAACAUGAGCUGAAUAAAGUCUUCCUCGUCUGUUUGACAUCAGAUCAAAACAAUGAAGGCGCUGUGACUGGAAAAGCAUCUAAGGUCUUUGUCUCUCAGAUACCAACAGAAGAAGAUGAUAUCUCUUACGGAAUACUAGAUGCGAUGUUCUACGACUCGGAAACACUAACGGUGCUGCUCAAAGAGAAAGGAAUUGACAAAACAGAAGGAGAAAAAGUAACAGUUUUAGCACAAGUUCCACUUAAUUUAAUCCCACUGGAUAGUUUCAUCCCCUUUAGCAAAAAGGAAUUUCAUUAUGGAAGCUUUCUUGCCAUAAGUCCAAGUUUAGCUGUCCACGACAUUGGUCCCAAACUAACUCAUUACCGCAAGCUCUCAGGCUUUCAGUCUGGCUCAAUAUCUGUCAGUGGUUCAAGAAAAGUCAGUUGUGUGUUGUCGUCAACUAGAAGGAGAGUUAAGCUAUUCGAUAUGGAUGCAGAGGAUGAGGAAGAAGAUGAUGAAGAUGAAGUGAGUAAAAAUGAAAGCAAAGACUUUGAAGAAACUGCAAACACGACUUUAUAGAGGAAUUUUAGUUCAAAUAUGAUGGAUUUCGCUUGAAGUGGUAUAAGUGGUGCAUGGAAAAUCUGAUCAUUGGAUUUGCAAAUAGCCCACUUCUGAGAUACGCUUCACUUGUCACGCACAAAGGUUUCAAUGUGAGGGUUUGUGCAUAAUGAACCGCGAUUCGUGACUGGGGAAAAGAUGAAAUUAAAUUUAGCACAUAGCCUCAUACGGUAACCUUCGUGGGUGACAAGCGAAGCAUAUCUCAGAAGUGGACAAUUCAUAUAGAGCAUUUUCAAGUGAUGUCAUCAUCCAUGUUGGUGUACCAAAGCAAUCUAAUUCCAUCCUUGGAGAAUUGAACUCUAUUUUUAUGCCAAAAGUGUGCAGAAAGUUUCUAUUGUUUGGUAUGCCAAUAUGGCUGUCUUUUCACAUUAGUGAGAAGCUCUAUAUGAUGAUUCACUAUAGCAGACUGAGCCAUCGCCACCCGGUUAGCUCAGUUGGUAAGAGCGUCGGUCCAUUGUGCGGGAGGUCAUGGUUCAAGCCUCGGCUGGACCAACACUCGGGGUCUUAAAAUAACUGAGAAGAAGGUGCUGCCUU